This is a messenger RNA of Arthroderma uncinatum, 603 nucleotides long. RefSeq lists its product as uncharacterized. The transcript is spliced from 3 exons. The record is from RefSeq and is a predicted model, not a curated record. NCBI's taxonomy places the organism in Eukaryota, Fungi, Ascomycota, Eurotiomycetes, Onygenales, Arthrodermataceae. The coding region runs from base 1 to 603 and encodes 200 amino acids.
AUGUUGUUCUCAUCAGCUCUUUUCGCUUUCGUGACCGUUGCCAGUCUAGCCUCUGCACAGGUUAUCAACCCUCAAGAUGUCGACGAGGCCACCAGAGCCCAGUGGUGUUUGGCUCAGCAGACCUCUUGCCCCUUGAUCUGUCUCCAGCUGCGAGGAACUACCGAGACUCCCUCGGCCAACGACUGUGACCCAGAUACCCUCGCCUUCGACUGCACAUGCAGCAACGGUAUGACCCCCAACGCAACUGAAUACUCCCAGACGAUCCCAUACUUCCUCUGCACCGAGUCCAACAACAAGUGCGUCAAGGACUGCAACGGUGUCCACGCCUGUCAGUCUGCCUGCCGCGAAGACCACCCGUGUGGUGCCCAGAAUCCUACUCCACCAAACUCUACAACGAAGCCUACCAUGACAGCCACCCAGUCAGCUAGCUCCACUGCCUCGAGUGGUGCCGUCUAUACCGGUUUCGGUGACGGCUCUGCCUCCUCCACCGACACUCCAAAGAAGGGCAUGGCCGGUCAGCAGGUAUUGUUGCACGUUGGUCAGAUGUAUGGAAUGGCCGUCGUUCUGGGUGGGUUCCUUGCUGGCUUCGCUGUUCUUCUAUAA